UGUACGUGACUGCACUUGCAAUUCUUGACUAGAUUAACUAUGGUCGAAUCCAAUCCAUUACCGUCCAAGAACACAACCAUUCCCUGGUUUCAGCCGCCACACCACAGAUAUGCUCUGUUAAAUGCAAAUGUCGUGGAUCCUGUCGAAGGCAUAAUAUUGGAAAAUGCUAGCAUUCACCUUUAUGAAGGCAUUGUCCAGUCUGUGAAUGGCAGCGCUGAAGAAUGGGAAUCGGACCCUCACACGGUAACAGUUAACCUCGAAGGCAAAUUUGUCUGCCCAGGAUUGAUAGACUGCCAUGUUCAUUUGGCCGCAGUGCCAGGGGGGGGGAAUGGUCUAGAGAGUGUCAAGAACAUGAAUCCAUCCGCCUCUCUUCUGCGUCAACCUCUCGUAUGCAAGUCGAUGCUGGAGCGGGGAUUUACUACCGUCAGAGAUUGUGGGGGGGCAUUGUUCCCUCUCAAAGAGGCGAUCGAGCAAGGCGUCCACCCUGGGCCCCGACUUUUCAUCGCCGGUCACGCUCUUUCACAGACCGGAGGCCAUGGCGAUAUGCGUGGUAUACUGAACGAGUAUGAAUGUUGCGGCGGGGCUGCCCAAGGCGUUGGCCGAGUCAUUGAUGGCGUGCCCGAUUGCCUGAAGUAUGCCCGUGAAGAGAUUCGUGAAGGGGCUGACUUUCUUAAAAUCAUGGGUGGUGGCGGCGUCGCCAGCCCAACCGACAAGAUUGAAAACAUUCAAUUUUCGGACCAGGAGAUCAAGGCUAUAGUGACCGUCGCGUCUAAUGCAGGCACGUAUGUCACGUCGCAUUCAUACACCCCCAAAGCUAUCCAGCAAGCGAUAUCACUGGGCGUCAUGGGUAUUGAGCACGGGAAUUUACUUGACGAGACCACCGCCCGGAUGAUGGCUGAAAAGGGUGUUUUUCUAACCCCAACACUCGUUACGUAUGCAGCGAUGGCGAUGUUCAAAGAUUUCCUCCCUCCGGCUUCAGCAAAGAAAAACGAAGAGGUUCUCAAAAGCGGGUUGCAGGCUAUCAAGAUUGCAGAAGACGCGGGGGUUACGAUCUGCUUCGGAACCGAUCUGUUGGGUGAUCUGCAUUUUGCACAAGCACGAGAGUUUAAGCUGCGACGGCAAGUCCAAACCUCAACAAAUAUCUUGCGAAGCGCCACGGUGAAUCCUGCCCGGCUCCUUCGACAAGAGAAAUUCCUGGGCCAGGUGGCCCCCGGCUUUGCAGCUGACCUUCUGGUUCUAAAUGCCAAUCCGUUGGAGGACAUUACCAUCUUGGACAUGCCCGAGCAGCACAUCUUAGCUACGAUGAAAGAUGGACGCGUCGUUACCUCCAGGUGGUCAAAACUAGGGAUUCACUCAGGGAAGACCAGCAAUAUCGAGUAAUCUUCUAUCCCAGACAACUGCUGUACUUGGCACUUUGUCACGGAUGGAGGAUUGAUUUGUUGGUUUGACUAAAUAUGUAUGAUAGGAGUUAAUACUUGAUUGAAUUCUA
Molecule: messenger RNA, 1489 nt
Organism: Aspergillus caelatus
Lineage: Eukaryota; Fungi; Ascomycota; Eurotiomycetes; Eurotiales; Aspergillaceae
Exons: 1
Coding region: 40-1380 (446 amino acids)
Molecular function (GO): hydrolase activity, acting on carbon-nitrogen (but not peptide) bonds
Source: RefSeq, a predicted model, not a curated record